AUGAAUGUUCAAUCUACUAUGUGGUGCACUACCGAGAAGAGCACACAAACGGAUGACAUUAAUGUCAAGAAACAAGGAACUGCUACGAUUAUUCUGCCUCUCGAAUACUACGAGAGAAUGCCUUACGCUUACUAUGCCACUCUUUAUAAUCAAUCAGCACAAGCUAAUAACACUAAUACAAUAGGUAAUGAAACAUCUAAAACAGCAACAACAACAACAACAACAACAACAAUAGGUUUUGAAUCAACUGCUACAGGUGAAAAAUCCACAGGUCAUUCCUUGGAGACAAAAAGCAGGUUUGCCACGGAUAUGAAUAUUGAGCAAGUUGAUUUACAGUCGAUUUUGGCUUCUAAUAUUCUCGAAUUAUCGACUUUUUCACCAAUUGUUGAUCAAAAUGAUGAUAUAAUUGUAAUGACACCACCGAUUGUUGAUUCAAGUGAUGAAGCUAUUGAAAAGUCAUCGGCACAAACCACAACAACACCAAACCUACCACGCAAAUCCAAACCCAAAUCAUUAGGGAAACGAAAAACCGAAUGUCUAAGGUCUGAAUUGAGUGCUUGUGACGUAGAGAGCGUAGUACAUGAUUGUGCUGUACCCCCUGUAAAGCUGUAUCGUAGCCAAUUUACGAAUCCGAUUCGGCCUCUCGCUCAUCUCGGGAAAAUACCAAAGAAAAAGUAG
Rotaria socialis is the source of this 678-nucleotide messenger RNA. Lineage: Eukaryota; Metazoa; Rotifera; Eurotatoria; Philodinida; Philodinidae. The record is from the annotation of a GenBank genome assembly.